This is a messenger RNA of Esox lucius (northern pike), 1295 nucleotides long. It is a transcript of the gene gadd45ga, whose product is annotated as growth arrest and DNA-damage-inducible, gamma a. Gene Ontology annotation, biological process: regulation of cell cycle. The record is from RefSeq and is marked provisional. Gene Ontology annotation, cellular component: cytoplasm; nucleus. NCBI's taxonomy places the organism in Eukaryota, Metazoa, Chordata, Actinopteri, Esociformes, Esocidae.
AGAAUAACGCAAGAGUUGCCGGUGUUCUGUCUACGUGAAUCUUUCUAUCUAUCGACUGUUUACCAAGUCAGAUACGCAUUUGGAUUAUAAUUAUGACUCUGGAACUGGAAGAGAUCCGUGGACAAGAAAGCGCACUUGAUACCACCGAUAGAAUGAAAUGUGCAGGCAAAGCCCUAGAAGAACUCUUGGUGUCUGCAAAGAAGCAAGACUAUCUCACCGUCGGCGUCUACGAGUCGGCCAAAGUUAUGAAUGUUGACCCAGACAAUGUGGCAUUCUGCGUUCUGGCUACAGACGAGGAGUACGAAUGCGACAUCGCUCUCCAAAUCCACUUUACCCUCAUACAAGCUUUCUGUUUCGAUAAUGACAUCAACGUGGUGCGCGUAAACGACAUUGAGCGUCUGGCUGACCUCGUGGGCACAGACGAAACCGGCGAACCUCAGGACGCACACUGCAUUCUUGUCACGAGCCCUGGUGCAGAGUCGUGGAAAGAUCCUGCUCUGGACAAGCUGCACCUAUUCUGUGAAGAGAGCCGUAGCGUGUAUGACUGGGUGCCCACCAUCACUCUCCCUGAGCGCUGAACAAAUACACCCUCUGCAUGCUUCAUUUGAUGACGACAAUGAAGAUGAAGAUAGCAUAAAAUAAUCAGAACCUCCGGGUUUGAAGCCUGCCUAUGGGAAUACAUGGCUAUGGCUGAAACCCAGGACCCAGAGUGCAAUUUGGUCGGCGGUGCAGUUCUGGAUAACCCUGUUGGAGGGGUCAGGGCUCACAUGUGGACUGGCUCUGGUGUAUGUGAACUGGACCCAUGUCAUAUCAUGAAAGCCCAGACCAGGAGGAGGAGUUGGACAGGACUCUGCAGUACAUAGAGACAGUUUAUCACCCUAAAGCAGCCCUGGCUAGGGUAAUGGGGUGAACUGAGGAGAUGGUCAGCGAAAGAGAUGGCAGGUGGAGAGAUGGAUUUGUGAACAUCUGAAACAUGGCUGGUUGGCUGUCGGUUUGCUUUUAACAGAAAGAUGUAAAAGAAGGUGGAAUUCAGAAAGUUCUAGGAAGAGAAAGGAACGUGUUAAAAAACGUUUUGGAAUUAUUAUUUUUUGAUGUUUUCCACUCCAACGUGGAAAGCUUGGACUGAAACUCAGAGACAUUCACUUUCUUUAAGGUCAUGCAAACAUAAUUUAAUGGACAUUCAGUUAUGUUGAUUAUUUUACUGUCACGUGAUGCAAAAGUCAUGCAAUGUAUUUUUUGUAUGCAAAUUGGAAAAGCAUUUUACAAAAUGUCUUUUAAUAAAUGCUUUCAACUAU